Molecule: messenger RNA, 8186 nt
Organism: Paramuricea clavata
Lineage: Eukaryota; Metazoa; Cnidaria; Anthozoa; Malacalcyonacea; Plexauridae
Source: the annotation of a GenBank genome assembly
UGAAUUUGAAUUACCCUCUUCAGCUACCAAGACCGACACAAUCUGCGUCAUUGGUAUUGUCAACGUCAAAGUUGUUGGCAGUAUUGAGAAUGGAGAACGUAUUUAUGCCUCAACGGAUCGUCCAGGGAAAGCGAUACCACAAUCACAUAUGCCUGUAGGUUCUUUCCUGCGUAAAAAGCAUGCACUGCUUGGUAUGGCUUUGGAAACCAAGAAAUCCAAGACACUUGACGAUGUUCAUUUAGUAAAAUGUUUUGUGUGCAUAGUACUUGAUGUAAGCAGAAAGGAACUGCUAGAAGAGAUCGAAGAUCUUUACCAAGUUAAUGAGGAAAGAACAGCGCAACAAAUUAAAAUCGCCAACAAAAAGACGUGGAGAAGUAAGUUUUUUUUGUUUUUUGUUUUUUUUUUACAAACUUAGUCAUAAAUGACGGGUAAACCCUACAGAGCCUAUUGUUCCAUUUACAGGGUUCCUAAAAACACAAUUUAGUUUUUGUUUAAUUUUGUUCUUGUUUCAAUUUAGUUCUUGUUUCGAUUACGUUCUUGUUCAUCAUGCACGCAGUUCAAUAGGAUUUAAUAUUAAGGACACGGAAUGUAUAUACGUUCAUGCUGCUGACUCACCUGACGAACACUCUUACUUGAAACGUCAGAAUGUAAUUAAUAAUCGUAUUCACUAUCAGUUAUCCUUCAUCUUUUUCAUGAAGGUUAAAUCGUCAAAGGAAAUUAGUUAAAGAAAAUUAAUUUUUUGACCGAAACAUGAAAUGUUCUAUGUUGGUAGAUUAGUUGCUUAGCAAUCUCGUUCCACGAGCAUGCCCGUUCGCAGGUUAAGGGUAGGCAUAGCUCUAGAGAAAUCGAAUUGAUUCACGUUGGACCCUAACGUGAGUUGUACACAUGCUCGGCAAUUGCUGCGAAAUAUAAACAAAGUAUUUAGAAUUUGUCGUUGAAAAUUUGAUAUUUUUACACUGAAAUUGAUUGAAAAAAACUAAAAAUUCUUGGGUAAUACAACUACCUGGAAAAUACAAGGGAACUUUGAUGUUUCGAGCGAAGUCCCUUCGAUUUGUACUACUAGUGUUUGUAUACAUCAUACUUGCGACCUUUACUAUUGGUAAAUAUAAUCUCCUCAAGAAUGAAAGAAUGAAAGAAUGUUGGCUAUGAAGUGUGGACCUAUAUUCUAUAAACAUAGGUAAUAGGUACACUAUAACUUGUGACAGGAAAGUAUAAAUUUAAAGCACAUAUUUUGUACAUGUAUAUGAGUGCAACGUCAAUAAUCUAAUGUCAAGGAAAUUUAAACCUUUGGAAUUCCCGUUUUAAACACAUCAACCGCAGGUCAACACUUCACAUUCUCUUAUUCUUGAGGGUAUUAUCCUUAUCAGUAAAGGUCAAGUAGGAUGUAUACAAACACUAUUAGUACAAGUCGAUGCGCCUUCGCUCGAAACGUCGAGGUUCUUGUAUUUUUUGUCGAAGUUCUCCUUGUAUUUUUCGGGUAGUUGUAUCCCUAUCAAUCCGAAGCUUUCGUACAUAUUUACCCCAGAAUUUUUAGUUGCUUUCAAUCGAUUUCAGUGUAAAAAGUAUCAAAUUUUUGACGCGAAAUUCUAAAUACUUUGUUUAUAUAUUGCAACAAUUGCCGAGCAUGCGUACAACUCACAUUCGAAGUCCAACGUGAAUCAUUUCGAUUUCUCCAUAGCUAUGGCCACCCUUAACCUACAAAUGGGCAUGCUCGGGGAACGAGAUUGGUUGCUUAUAUAUGGUGGAUUGUCAGGCUAGUUCAGCUAGGGGUUGGAAACGAAAUAAUGAACAAUAUUAUCACAUCGGUAAUUUUUUUGUUUCACUUUUUUGUGGGAAAUGUCGGAAUGACAUCGUCGAAUGACAGAAUGAUUCUCAAAAGUAUUAAAGAAUAAUGAAUACGUAAAAAACUUAAUGCAUAUUUACAAAAGUACGCAAUGAAUGAUCAACAAUUUGGCAAUGUUUUGACAGUUCCACGUUUGAACAUGUACCUGAUUAUUUCGUUAGUCAAUUGAUGAUUUGGUGAUUCAGUUGAUACUGUAGGUUAAGAACUUCAUAACUAUAGCUAGAGCAGUCGGUCAUUAACUUUGAGUACGAAUUAAUACAGUUAAUUAUCUAAGUUAAGUAUAUUAUCGUGAUUUACACUUUUGUUUCAGGGCUGAAAGGCUGCGCGCUGUCGACACUCAUUAUUAUUGGAGUUAUUAUAUUUAUCCUGUAUCAAUGGUUAGUUCCGGGAUCAAUGUUCCAAUAUUGGCUUUGUAGACAGGGAUCUAUCCCGGAUCAUCAUCUCUACUAUACGUAUGUUGAUACGAACAAUGGCAGGGUAGGUAAUAAAUGUUUAUUGAUAUAUAGCUAGAGUGAUCACCAAACGUGAUAGGCUGAAAUGUGGUCACGUGGUGUUACAUAUUUGUAUUAUAUUCCGCCAGGCAACAGGUCCAAAUUAGACCUUUCUGUUAAUUACCUCACGACUAACACUGUUUUCAAUGAAAGUGGUCUUAUACAAAAAUGUUUUCCUAAAAAAGGUCCAAAACAAAAAUCUAACUACACAGUGUUGUUGAAGGUGAAUCAUGAAAAUAUACUUUUUUAGUGAACUGUUUCCAUAGUAACCAAUAUAUGGCGUGAGAAUUAAUUAUAGAAGUCUAAAAUGUGAAGUCUAGGUGAGAAUUAAUGAUAGAAGUCUAAAAUAUUGCCUUAAUGCAUACUGAACAACUAUUAUCAGAAUUUAUCCUACCAAACACAAAAAAUAUUACCAGAAUUAUGGGACAAGAUGGCGACGGACAUGCGCACUUUGACCAAAUAUGGCGACCAAAUAUUACUAUAAACUAUAUGGGAGUUGAUCAAAAUAUCAAAUUUUAGUAUACUUUGUUUAAAUAUUUCAUUGGUGCGGAGCUCGAUUAUAGUAGCGAUACGAACAAGCAAUAUUUCUAAACAAAAUUCGCUAGUAUUGCAUCGCGUCUAGCAGGUUUCUGAGAAUGUUGUAUUUUUACACGCAAUUCGAUGAAUUUCAUAGUGUAAUUUAUAGUAAACUUGGGACACAAGAGGUAAAUAUCGGACGAAUAGACCAACAUCCAUUCGGACGAUGCGAAGUGCGGAGCUCGCGACAUAUUUAAUGAUGUCCAAAUUGUUAAUUCAGCUAAAUAAAUCCGCUGCAAUUGCCAGGGAAACUAGUUCCCGAAACGUGUAAAAGUUCGCCUUUUUACGGUUCUUGUAUGCCGCCAUUAAGCCAUCUUAAUAUCCAAAAACGACAAGUUUUAACACAAAUUUGAGCUGUUUCGAGCAGCCAUGUUUCUUGUUUAUUUUGAAGGACUAGAUCUCAGGCUCUCACGUAAAAACAUACUUAUUAGGUAUAUUUUAGGAUUUUUUAGGAUAUUUGCAAUAUUUUUAGUCUUGAUAAAAAUUUGCGGGGUUAAAGGUCAAAGUACAGGAAGUGAUCAGCAAAAACUGCAAAAUAUAGUUUAACUGAAUCACAGUUUUUGGUUGAAUAAUACUUGAACUGGAGAUUCAAAGUAAAAUGCGAAGUCGUAUGACUUAUAUUAGGCAAUGUUGGGCAUAUAAAACGGACUUAGCCGCUGACUACAAAAGCGGGAGCAAAAUGUCCCAUAUUUCUGGUAAUGAUGCGGAAACAUGCAUCACUGAAACAGUGAUAAUUACUUGAAAAUGCAGCAGAACUCAAUUAUUCUAGUUCAUUAUAUUCCCUGGAACAUGAUAUGUAACAGCAACUUUGAAAAUUUGAUCAGGAUACCUUUAAUAGCUUUUGAGAUAUCAUGCAUGAAAAUUGAGCAAUCGUGCCAUUUUUACAAAUUGAGAAAAACAGCUUUAAAGUUUACAGUUUAAGUUAUAUCAGCAGUGAAAGCUAAUACAAAGCAGUAAAUGACAGUUUUACUUUUUAAAACAAUCCUGCCUUAUAGGUGGUGCCUUCCUGCUAUCACUAUCAACAAAAUACCCUGUAUAUUGUAAUUUGUGUGUCCCUUCACUACAUUCAAAUAUUUGCUUCACUCCUUCGGUCUCCAUUGACGGUGCUGAAACUGUAUUGUUUACCUUGUAUUUUCUUAUAUGGUCAGCUUUGCGCAAUGCCUUUUUUCAACAUAUAUCUGUCUCUCUAUCAAUCCUUUGGCAGGCAUGACAUACCUUACACAAAAUCUCGACAUCAAGGCAUUUACCCGUUUCCAUUGAAAUGGUAGUAACUAGACCAUUUAAUGACGAAUAUCCCCGCCUUUGCCAAGUUCCGUAAAAGUAAACACCGCACUGGAGAACUUCGUCAUCACUGUUAUUCUCAUGGUGUAACUCCUUACGAGCAUUCCCCAUCACAUCAGUAGCCGCUACAGUCUUGGCUGCUUUCAACAACUAAGAUAUCAUUACAAGCUAAAUAAGCAGAAUUAGGUUUCGGUGAUGGGGGAAUAUUCAUUAGGGAACAGAAAUUAACGUCUCACAGAAGCUUCUCCUUGUCCAAUGACAAUCCGUUCUCAUUGUAUAAACAAGUCUUCUGUUUACAUAAAAAUUUUUUUUCACUUUUUUAUGUAAAAAGGUAUAUACCCAUGCAGCUUCAUUUAUCACAACACAGCCGAAGAUGCGAAGCACAACCUAUUCUUUCCCGACCAUCAUCUUUAAGACUAGAUCCACAUAACUUACAUGACACUUACUGGAAAAGUUCAUUCAGUGUUUCCAUAUCAAUGAAACGAUAAGCAGUUAUUUGAGGCUCUUCUUCUUUGGAAUUGCUACUGGUAGCAUCAAAGCUAAAAUACUGGCCAAUUUUUCUCGCUGAAGCAGACAGAUUAGCAACCGACUCACUAGAAACUCACUGGUUGCUCAAUACUGUCAACACAAGUUUACUCUGCAUCAAUUACAUGCCGAUUCCCAUGGAAUUUUCUCUUUCCCCUCCACAAUCCUUCCCUUACUAUUGUAAAAGACGAUUAAUUAGUCCAGAAAGAGAAGUAAAUUCGGCGAAAAACCACAAACACUGCGACCAAAAUUUAUUAAAAAAUUUCACUUUUUCGACACAAAUAUGGCUUUGAAAUUUGGUUUGAAAAAUAACGAAGACUGACCAGCGGUAGCAAAGCUAACAUGGGAAUACUUCAAUACAGUAUACCUGAAAGGGAGGGGUAAAACUGAUCUAAAUAUAAAUUAUUGAAACCCUAGAACGCUUUCAAAGAGGCAAACAUCUGGUUGCUAUGGGCGUUGCUAAGUGCAAAUUUAUCGAAUUUGCUAAAUUUUCAGGGUUUUUGUAGGUAUGUUGAACAAUAAAAUGAUACAAAUAUGAUUAGGAAGGGUUUAAAGUUUGUAUUUUUUCCAUUCUUGAAAAAGGCAAAUUUCACUGAAAACACUACUUUGCGUUGUGUAAGACCACCUUAUAUGGAAUGGAUUUCAAGUUUGUUUCUCAAGGGCUAUGGCCAAAGAAGCAGAAUAUCCUUCUUCAACACAUGCAUACAAAUAAUUUUGGAUUUUGACUAUUAAAUGUGCGAAUAAGCUUAAACAUGACAACGAGGCUGACGGGCCAGAGGUCCCUCAGCCUCGUUUUCGUGUUUUAUCUUGUUUGUAUAUUCAUUGGUCAAAAUCCAAAAUUCUUUUCUAUGCAUGUGUCGAAGAAGGAUGUUCUGCUCCUCUGACCAUAGCCCUUGAGAAACAAAUUUAAAAUCCAUUCUAUUUAAGGUGGUCCUAAUUUGAAAACAGUGUUAGUGGUUACGUAAUUACCGGAAAGCCAUAUUGUUGUCGGCUCUGACAGGCUGCUCUGAACACUCUCAGAAUUUAAAUUUAAUUUUGACUAUUUCUAAAUCUACUGGAUGUGAUAAAAUACCAUCUAAAAUUCUAAAAUAUUCUGCUUCUGCUAUUACACCAUUAUUAUUAUUAUUAUUAUUAUUAUUAUUAUUAUUAUUAUUAUUAUUAUUAUUAUUAUUAUUAUUAUUAUUAUUAUUAUUAUCUAUAUCCUUGAACUUUCUGUUGGCUAUGAGUCUAAUCUACAAACAAAUGUUGAUCGGAAAAGAAGAAGAUACGAAGAUCUCAUUACACAGCAAAAGAAACAAUUUAAAUCCGUAAAAUUUGUAAAUUUGUCAAUUAGUUCUUUAGGCGUUUUCUCAAAAGAAUGUCAUUCCUUUUUAGAUAUGUUAACUGAUCUAGGUCUUGAUAAAAGACACCAAUAUUUCGCUAUCAGGAAAAUUAUGUCUAUCGCGAUUAGGACAACAUAUUAUAUAUUUUGUUGCAGAGAUAAGGACUGGUUAAAUCCGGAAUUACUGAACAUUUAAGGAUACUCAUUAUUAAUAUAUAAAUAUUAAGUAGGUUCAAGUAGUCAAUUAUAAAUUACCUAAAUUAGUGAGAUUUAUAAUUGUAUAUAUACGUAUAUAAUUUUAAAUUAAUAAAGUUUCCAUUAUUAUUAUUAUUAUUAUUAUUAUUAUUAUUAUUAUUAUUAUUACAUUAAGUAAUAUUUAUCUAACCCAUAACAAAUUCGGUCUGAAUAUCCUCCCUGCAUCCGUCAAAUUUAUCCAAUGUCAAACUGUCCUGCGCAACGCCUUAAAAACAUCCCCAAAUGAUUCCAUAAAAGAACUCUGGAAAUCAACUAACAAUCACACUAAUAUUCAGUACGACAUAUAUAAUUUAACAAAGGAAGUUCUCAAGGAUUUUCAUUCUGGACAAGAAGAUAAGCUUCAACACCGUCUAAUUUGUCAAGGUUCAUUUUUCUCGAAUGUUGCAAAGUUUUCCUUUUCACAGUUAAACACACUUUGGUCUGCCGCUCAAUCAAAACUGCCAAAGAACAUUUUCAACUUCACCGUCCGUUACAUAAAUAACUCUCUUCCUACGCGAAAAAACCUUACAAGAUGGGGUUUAGCUUCAAGUCGCGAAUGUUACUUUUGUUUGUGUCCUGAAACCCUACUACACGUGGUAGCCGGCUGCCAAUCGUACCUUCAGCGCUUUACUUGGAGACAUGAUUCUAUUUUAAACUUUCUUGCUGAAACGUUUCAAACAACAAAUCCAUGUCAACUUUAUGCUGACCUAUCCGGACACAAAAGCCCGUCAAUUAUAACUGGUGACCUAUAUCGACCGGACUUACUCCUAAUUACCCCAAAUGAAGAUCUUUAUGUCCUUGAACUUACUGUCGGGUUUGAAUCUAAUCUACAUAAUAACGUUAAACGCAAAAAAGCAAAAUACAAAGAUCUAAUUGAAGAUCAAAGGGGUCACUUUAAUUCUGUUAAAUUUGUAAACCUAUCAAUGAGCUCUCUCGGUGUGUUUGACAAAGAAUGCUUCACCUUUUUAGAAAUGUUAGACACUAUAGGAAUGGAUAAAAAGCAGCAACAUUAUUGCAUAAAAAAGAUGACGUCUUAUGCCAUUAGAGCGACGUACUAUAUUUUUUGCUGUCGAAACAAAGAGUGGACAAACCCUGAAUUGUUAAACAUUUAAAUUAAUAACUACAUAUAACAAUAUAUAUAAUCAUAUACCCAUUUUAUUCUUGUUUUUACUGCAAAUAGUACAUAUGUAGUACUCUGUGAUUCAUGUAGCCAAUUGUAAAUUACCUAAGUCAGUAGUGAGAUUUACAAUUGUAUAUAUAUACGUAAAAAAUUCAAUAAAGUUUCCAUUAUUAUUAUUAUUAUUAUUAUUAUUAUUAUUAUUAUUUCAAUAACACACUUCCAACACGAAAGAACCUAUCAAAAUGGGGACUAUCAUCAACAUCCGAUUGCUCUUUCUGCUCCUCACCUGAAACGCUGCUCCAUGUGAUUGCUGGAUGUAAGACAUAUUUAGACGAAGGCCGGUUUACAUGGCGACACGAUUCUGUUUUAAAUUUCCUCGCAUCCACUCUUACUGCUGUGAAAAAUUCCACACUUUACGCGGACAUUCCUGGUUUUAUGAAUCCAUCUGUUAUCACGGGAGAUCGUUUACGACCUGACCUUCUGCUGGUGACUGAAAACAGAUGCCUAUACAUCCUCGAGCUUACAGUCGGUUAUGAAUCCAAUCUGCUAGUUAACGCCAAUCGUAAGCGUCAAAAGUACCGUGAUCUAAUCAAUGAGCAGGAAGCAGAUUAUGAUAAAGUCAAGUUCGUCAAUUUAUCCUUGAGUACCCUCGGAGUUUUUGGCCGAUCUUGUGAAAAUUUCGAUGGCAUGCUAAGUAGUCUUAAAUGUGAUGCCAAGUAUAGUAAAUACAUAAAAAAGCAAAUCGUGAACAUAUGCAUACGAACAUCAUAUUAUGUAUUUUGUAAACGAAACAAG